Rhododendron vialii is the source of this 5971-nucleotide messenger RNA. RefSeq names its product SNF2 domain-containing protein CLASSY 2-like. NCBI's taxonomy places the organism in Eukaryota, Viridiplantae, Streptophyta, Magnoliopsida, Ericales, Ericaceae. The record is from RefSeq and is a predicted model, not a curated record. The transcript has 6 exons. Gene Ontology annotation, molecular function: ATP binding; ATP-dependent chromatin remodeler activity. Gene Ontology annotation, biological process: gene silencing by siRNA-directed DNA methylation. Bases 1076 to 5224 code for a protein of 1382 amino acids.
UGAAUUGUGUAUGUGGGUUUGCACGAUUGUUCUUGGUUGUUUAAUAACCCGAAGUAGUGGUGGUCAAUAGAGUUGGUCUCGGUGAUUAAAAGGUUACAUUUUAGUGAUAGGACUUGUGAUAGUAGAAUUGAAUUAGAUUUAGUGCCUACAGUUGUUGCUCAGCUGUCUAAAAGUACUAGUUUACAUGCUUUUUGAAAUCCAAUUGUCUUGCUCAAAGGAUGGCUUAUUGCCGUACGCUGCCAUCUUUACUUCUAUGCUGAGAUUAAAUUCUUUUGUUGCAUGAAGAUGGGUACUUGAGUUUUAACAUUAAACUAUGUUAAUCAUAAGUUGUUAAGUGGAAAUGAUUUGUACAUUUUAAUGUGAAUUUACAGAAACAGGAAAAUGAGUGAGUGCUCACUUUGGCAGGAUAUAUCUGCUUAUCAUCAGAAGAUAAAUUUGUGUUGUUAGAUUGGUGGGAAUUUCAAAGACAUUUAAACUUGUUAUUUUCAUCAUUCAGAUCAUUUAAUUGAUUCUGUAUACUUGACUGCCUUCCAUAUAUGGAUGUGUAAGGGGCUUGGCUGUGAUUCUGGCAUCUUGGCAACUGGUCUGAGUUACAAGAAGAAUAACACAGUAAUGAUUUCAUUGGACCACAUAUGUAUAUUUGGUUUUCUGCUUGCUAAUUACAUUUAGGAAAACAGCAUGCAGCUUGAGAAUAUGCUAAAGCCGAUGACGCGGUCAGCUGAAUUAGCCCAGGUUUCAUGGGCCUCCUAGCAGGGACCAGUCAUGGACCCCAUGGUUGACCAUGUUGGUUGUUACAGUCUAUUUUUUGGCCUAAGCUACAUUACUUUUUACUGACCUUUUGCAAACGUGGUAUCAAGGCAAAUUUACUAUUUCAUUGCAGGUUUUCCGACUUCUGUUUGAGAUUUCUUUUUUGUGUGUGUUUGUAGAGCAGAUGGACCAUGAAUGUUACCAGGCAUGAGCACUGAUUAAAGAUCUGCGUGGUUGGCAAAUGAAUUGCAGGUACACAACUUCACACAGGAAUAUUUUGGUGGGUGCCAGACUGCCAGGGAAGACUGAUCUCACUGGUUAAGCAGUCAUGAGGAUGAGGAGUAUACGUGAAAGCACACAUCCUUUUGAUGCAUGCCCGUUCGAGGCGUUCUACCAUGGUUCGUGGAAAACUGUUGAAUGCUUACAAAUUAGGGCUGGGGCUAAAACCACGCUUUUAGCAGGAGACGGACAUGUGAUUAAAGAAAAUGUUCCCAUCACAAACCUUCGAAUAAGGUCAAGAAAAGCAACUUUGUCAGAUUGCAGCUGCUUUUUAAGGCCUGGACUUGAUGUUUGUGUGCUUUCAACCUGUCAACUUACAGGAAGUUCAAGCAAAGAGGAAAACCAGGAGCCUGUCUGGUUAGAUGCAAAAAUACGUUCUAUUGAGAGGAAGCCGCAUGAAUCCAAAUGUGCUUGCAUAGUUUAUGUUAGCUUUUAUGUUCCACAAGGCCCUCUUGGUGUAACAAAGAAAAAACUUCGGAAAGAUACCGUGACAGUGCAAACUGAUCAAAUUUUCAUCCUUCAAAAGCUUGAAAGGAACCCCUAUCAAAAUGAGCACUAUCGUUGGUGCAUCUCUGAGGACUGCUCUUCACUGCAGGAAUGUAAAUUGUUUCCAGGGAAGUUCUCAUACGAUGUUUCUUGGUUCCUUGUGGCAUCUGUGCAGAAGAAAAUUGAAGUUGAUGUCAGGUCAAUCCAAACUAAAAUUGUCUAUCAGCUUGUGGAAGAUGAAUGUGACAAGCAUUCACCAAGUUCGGAAGCCAGAUCAAAGGCUGUGAAUUUCAAGUUACAGAAUGGAAUUUCAGUCCCUUUCAUUGUCACAUUUACUUUGGGGAAGCGAAUUGGUUGUUACCUGGACAAAGAUGAACCAUCGUCACUUUAUGAACUAAUGGGUUUGCGGCGAUCCAAGCGUCGAUGCAUACAACCUGAGCUUUACUUGGGUGGUGGUGAUUUGCUAGACUCAGAUGCUGAUGUGGUUUGGUUGGGGUCAUGUAAAACAAGAAGAAAGGAAUGUGAGGGUGAUGGCAGGGUUGAUUCAUAUAGAAGAGAGUUUUUUAGUUGCCAAGGAAAGAUCAAAUCUAGGGAGUUGAAAUCAAUGGCAUCUAAUCUGAAAGAUCAUCAACCUUCCCUUGCUCCUCAUGGAAAACAAAAAUCUCAACCUUCUGUUGCUGCUGUUAAGGAUGAAACUGAUCAAAUGGUCUGUGAGGAGGACUCUCCUGACACUCGUGUUCCUGUAAAUUUUUCAACAGGGGGGUAUUCCAAAGCAAGAGAACAUCAACCUCCCCUUGCUCAUCAAAGAAAACAUAAAUCUCAACCUUCUAGUAGUCGUGUGAAGGAGGAAACUGUUGAAAUUGUCAGUGAGGAGGAUUCUCUUGAUACUCAUGUUUCUGGCAAUUUAUCUAGAGGUAAAAGGAAACAUAAACCUCAACCUUCUAGUAGUCGUGUGAAUGAGGAAACUGUUGAAAUUGUCAGUGAGGAGGACUCUCUUGAUACUCAUGUUCCUGGCAAUUUAUCUAGAGGUGAAAGGAAACAUAAAUCCCAACCUUCUAUUUCUCCUGUGAAGGAUGAAACUAAUGGCAUGGUCGACAAUGAGGAUUCUUUUGAUACUCACAUUACGGGAGAGUUUUCAAGAGAGGAUGGUGAAGUGGGUUCCAGGUAUAUGCACAUGAAUGGUACUCGUAAUGUACAUAGAACCGGUACUAUCGAGUUGGACUUUUUGGAUGCUGAAGGUGCCUGGAAGGGUAAAACUUCCCAUAAGAAAUACCAAAGGAAACGGGACUAUUCUUCAUUUUCAGUACGUGAGAGUUUUGACAAUGCAGGAACUUAUAGAAGGAGAAACAGUCGUGUGAGUAUAUGUGGGGAAAUGUUAAAGAGAUGUAUGGAGAACAUAAAGUCCUCUGUCAAUAAAGAACAUCCACUAGCUAUUGAUAAGUGGAAUGAAUUCCGGGCCACUAAUUUCUUAGACAGACGGAACAGAGAUAAUGCACCCUCACCAGAUGGGGAAGAGGAACCAGAAAUUCAAGUAUUGUGGAAACAAAUGGAACUUUGCAGGGCAUCAACUUAUCUUCUUCAAGACGAUGAGGGUUCCAAUGUUGCUGAGGUCGCACAAGAUACAAGUAUACAGUGUGCAUACGUUUGCCCGCAUGAAUACAAACUCAAUGAAGAAAUUGGCAUUGUUUGCCAAUUGUGCGGCUUUGUGAACACAGAAAUAAAGGACGUCUCCCCCACUUUUUGGCGAUUUCCAAGUUGGACUCCAAACAAGUGGUCACGCGACAGAGAAAAUGCAGAGCCAAAUCCGGAUGAUAAUGUGGGAUUUUCUGAUCUUUUCCGCACUCCUGCUGCCUCAAACACGCCCUUAUCAGAGGGGGACAAAAAUGUCUGGGCCUUAAUACCUGAUCUCAAAAGGAAAUUACGGCUGCAUCAAAUGAGAGCGUUUGAAUUUCUCUGGCGACACUGUGCCGGUUCUUUGGUACCUAUACUUAUGGAUCUAACAACCCAGAACAGAGGUGGUUGUGUUAUCUCUCACUCUCCUGGGGCUGGUAAAACGAUGCUCAUCAUUGCAUUCCUUGUGAGUUACUUGAAGUUGUUCCCUGGAUCGCGCCCUUUGGUCCUCGCUCCAAAAACAGCACUCUACACCUGGUCCAAAGAAACCAUUAAGUGGGAAGUUCCUGUUCCAGUUUAUCAAAUCCACGAUGGUGAAACCUACAGAGGUGAAGUCUUGAGAAAGAAAAAGGGAAUAUCUCUUGAACAUGGAUUCCCAAAACCCGACCGCAAUGCUUUGCAUCUUGUGGACUGCAUGGAAAAAAUUCAAAAGUGGCUUGAUCACCCAAGCAUUCUUCUAAUGAGUUAUUCCUAUUUUAUGACACUCACACGGGAAGAUUCAAAAGAUUCUCAUAGGCGGUAUUUAGGCCAGUUGUUGCGGCAAUGCCCUGGGAUCCUAAUCCUUGAUGAGGGGCAUAACCCUAGAAACAAUAAAUCUAGGUUGAGGAAGGCUCUGAUGAAAGUUGAGACGAGGUUGAGAAUUUUGCUCUCCGGUACGUUGUUUCAGAAUAAUUUUGGAGAGUAUUUCAACACUCUCACUUUGGCAAGACCACGGUUUGUCGAUGAUGUGCUGAGGAAGUUGGACCGAAACUCCGGGACAACAAAUAAAGGCGGAAAAACACGCACUGCAAUUGAAAACAAAGCAAGAAGAUUAUUCAUUGUUAAAAUUGCUAGGAAGAUCGAUUCAAGUGUAGGAAAAGAAAGAAUGCGUGGUUUGAAUUUGUUGAGGAAUUUAACGAGUAGUUUUAUAGAUGUAUAUGAUGGAGGAAAUGCCGUCAAUCUUCCUGGGUUACAAUGUUACACGCUCACGAUGAAGUCGACGCCGAAACAACAAAAGCUUUUGAAAAAACUUCUAAAUCAAGUCGCCAAAUACAAAGGGUUUCCACUGGAAAAGGAGUUUCUGGCCACUCUAGUUUCAAUACAUCCUUGGUUGCUCAAAACUACACCUGCUUCCAGUCAAUACUUCAAUAAGCAAGAACUUGAAGGUCUUGAGAAAUACAAGUUUGACCUCAAGUUGGGUUCCAAGGUGAGGUUUGUAAUGAGUCUAGUGCCUGAAUGCAUCAUGAGGAAAGAGAAGGUUUUAAUCUUUUGCCACAAUAUUUCCCCGAUUGAUCUUUUUGUUAAUUUAUUUGCAUCUUCCUACGGGUGGAGGAAAGGGGAAGAAGUUUUGGUCCUUCAAGGGAAAAUGGAACUAUUUGAACGUGGAAUUGCAAUGGAUAAGUUUGAGCAGAGGGAAGGGGUGGCAAAAGUAAUGCUGGCUUCAAUUACAGCUUGUUGUGAGGGCAUUAAUUUGAUUGCAGCAUCAAGAGUGAUCUUAUUGGAUCCAGAGUGGAACCCUUCUAAAACAAAACAAGCCAUAGCGCGGGCUUUUCGUCCCGGUCAGGAGAAAGAGGUAUAUGUUUAUCAGCUAUUGGCUAGCGGUUGUAUGGAAGAAGACAAAUAUAAUAGGACCGCGUGGAAGGAAAGGGUUUCAAGUAUGAUUCUUUAUAGCGAGGGGCACGUGGAGGAGCAUUCAAAGCAGCAAACAGAAAAGAUCGAGGAUGAUCUACUAAGGGAGAUAGUGGAGAUAGAUGGAGCUAAUUUGUUCCAUAAGAUCACACAGAAUGAAAAAAGCUUCAAAUGGGUGGGCGGUCAGAGCUCCUGCAUCUCAACUCCUUCUUAGUGAUCAAAGUUGAUCUUUAAAGCUUGUUACCACGAUGGAAUGGUUCUCUCAAUUCGUGGACUCCCUGAUGGUUCCCUCGAUGAAAACAUGUUCAGGAAAGAAGCGGAAUCCGUCGGAAAAGUGAAGCACCGGAACCUAACCGUUCUCCCCGGAUACUCCCGGUUACUACACAGGCGCACCGGACCUUAGACUCCUGGUCGACAAGUACGUGCCCAAUGGAAACUUAGCAACCCUCCUUCAAGAAGCAUCCCACCAAGACGGAGAUGUUCUGAAUUGGCCAAUGCUCCACCUGAUCGCGCUAGGAAUUAGCCGCGGAUUGGCCUUCUUGCACUCAUCCUCAAUGGUACAUGGAGACCUCAAACCCCAAAACGUGCUAUUUGAUGCUGAUUUCGAAGCCCAUUUAUCCGAUUUCGAACUGGAAAAGCUUGUUUCAGCUAAAGUGAUCUUGCAGCAUUGCUCUGAGCACUAAGACUCGUUUUUUCGCUUUUUACUGUUGCUUUCCUCUAGUAUAGGCACUUAAUUAUGUAGUCGAGGCACUAGAAUCCCGUAGGAAAGAAGAUUAAACAAGAAGAUGGGAGUUGAUCCCCCAAUGAAGUUCAGAAACUUAACCAGCUAAACUGUUUGAUUUUUAGAUGGGGCUCGAUCGCAAAUCCGUGAUAAAUGAUUAUAUGUCCCGUAAGAAAGGCGUGUGAACGUCAUGAUACCUUUCAAUAUGUUGAUACGUGAUAUAUGUACAGUUCUUACUUU